Molecule: messenger RNA, 666 nt
Organism: Nannizzia gypsea CBS 118893
Lineage: Eukaryota; Fungi; Ascomycota; Eurotiomycetes; Onygenales; Arthrodermataceae
Exons: 3
Coding region: 1-666 (221 amino acids)
Source: RefSeq, a predicted model, not a curated record
AUGUCGUCGGCUCCAUCAACACAGGAAAGGUUGACUGAGAUAUUAUCUACUUCGACUUCCCCGCUUGAACCGCUAAUAGAGCUAGAGGGAGAGGUCAAAACAAACUAUCCGAAGGAGCGCAUAGCAAGUGAUAUGGAGUUUUUCAGCACAUAUUACUCCUCAUACCUAAUAUCACUCCUCCUUGAUGAUGACGUUCACGAAGCUCGUAUGAUAUUCCGCCGUUUGCCACAUGCUAUACUUGAGCACGAUGCCUUGAUGCAAUCUCUCGAAAAGCUAUUACGAGCUGUUGCGAUGAGGGACCAUGGAACAGUCUAUGAAAUUCUCAAGACAGCCCCAUGGCAUAAAAUUACUGAACCUCUAGUUCAGUCAUAUACAGUUCAUUACCGGAACAAGGUCAUAGACGAUACUAGUUUAUCAUACAAAAGUGUCAGGCUACCUACCAUCGAAUCAAAGCUUGGACUUGAGCAGGACUCGGAUGCUAUGCAAGAUGAUACCGGAGAUGACGUACCAUCACAAUUGAUACAAGAUCUCUCUGCAAAAGGCUGGACCUAUGAUGCUGUUUCGAAGUUGAUACACCCCGCAAAACCAGCAAUGCAGGUCGAUGCGCAAGAGAGGAUAAGGCUCGGGCAAAUAUCUGCACUAAUUGGGAACCAUGGAAGUGGCUGA